AUGGAGAGCUGCUACGACCCAAGUCUGGAUGGCAUCAUCGAAUAUGACGAUUUCAAGUUCAACCCUUCCCUGAUGGAGCCCAAGGAGCCUGCCCCAGAGACAGCUGACGGCCCCUACCUGGUGAUCGUGGAACAGCCCAAGCAGCGAGGCUUCCGAUUCCGAUAUGGCUGUGAAGGCCCCUCCCACGGAGGGCUGCCAGGUGCCUCCAGCGAGAAGGGCCGGAAGACUUACCCCACGGUCAAGAUCUGUAACUACGAGGGGCCCGCCAAGAUCGAGGUGGACCUGGUGACACACAGCGACCCGCCUCGUGCCCAUGCCCACAGCCUGGUGGGCAAGCAGUGCUCGGAACUGGGGGUCUGCGCUGUGUCUGUGGGGCCCAAGGACAUGACUGCCCAAUUCAACAACCUGGGUGUCCUGCACGUGACCAAGAAGAACAUGAUGGAGAUUAUGAUACAGAAACUUCAAAGGCAGAGGCUCCGCUCCAGGCCCCAGGGCCUUACAGAGGCGGAGCGGCGGGAGCUGGAGCAGGAGGCCAAGGAGCUGAAGAAAGUGAUGGACCUGAGCAUCGUGCGGCUGCGCUUCUCCGCCUUCCUUCGAGCCAGCGACGGCUCCUUCUCGCUGCCCCUGAAGCCUGUCAUCUCCCAGCCCAUCCACGACAGCAAGUCUCCCGGGGCCUCCAACCUAAAGAUUUCUCGAAUGGACAAGACAGCUGGCUCCGUGCGGGGCGGAGACGAGGUUUAUUUGCUUUGUGACAAAGUGCAAAAAGAUGACAUUGAGGUCCGUUUCUACGAAGACGAUGAGAACGGAUGGCAGGCCUUCGGGGACUUCUCUCCCACGGAUGUCCAUAAGCAGUAUGCCAUCGUGUUCCGGACGCCUCCCUACCACAAGAUGAAGAUCGAGCGCCCCGUAACCGUGUUCCUGCAACUGAAACGCAAGCGCGGGGGCGAUGUCUCCGACUCCAAACAGUUCACCUACUACCCUCUGGUGGAAGACAAGGAGGAGGUGCAGCGGAAGCGGAGGAAAGCCUUGCCCACCUUCUCCCAGCCUUUUGGGGGUGGCUCCCACAUGGGCGGAGGCUCUGGGGGCUCGGCAGGUGGUUACGGAGGAGCCGGAGGAGGUGGCAGCCUCAGCUUCUUCCCUUCCUCCUUGGCCUACAGCCCCUACCAGGCCGGGGCAGCCCCCAUGGGCUGCUACCCGGGCGGCGGGGGCGGGGCGCAGAUGGCUGAUGGGGGGGCACCUGGCGGGGAUGCUAGGGAGGAAGCAGCAGCGCCGAGCGCGCCCCCCGAGGACCCCCACCGCAAACCGCAAGCUCAGGGGCUGCUGCAGCGAGCCCAGGAGUACAACGAGCGCCUGUUCGGCCUGGCGCAGCGCAGCGCCCGGGCCCUGCUGGACUACGGCGUCACCGCGGACGCGCGCGCGCUGCUGGCGGGACAGCGCCACCUGCUGACGGCGCAGGACGAGAACGGAGACACGCCGCUGCACCUGGCCAUCAUCCACGGGCAGACCAGUGUCAUCGAGCAGAUAGCCCACGUCCUCUACCACGCUCGGCACCUCGGGGUGGUCAACGUCACCAACAACCUGCACCAGACACCCUUGCACCUGGCGGUGAUCACCGGGCAGACCAGCGUGGUGAGCUUCCUGCUGCAGGUGGGCGCAGACCCCACGCUGCUUGACCGGCAUGGAGACUCGGCGGUGCACCUGGCCCUGAGGGCGGGUGCCGGUGCCCCUGACCUGCUGGGGGCGCUGCUGCGGAGCGGGGCUCCCGCCGUGCCCCAGCUGUUGCACAUGCCAGACUUCGAGGGGCUGUACCCGGUCCACCUGGCGGUCCGUGCCCGGAGCCCCGAGUGCCUGGACCUGCUGGUGGACAGCGGGGCUGACGUGGAGGCUGCGGAGCGGCAGGGGGGCCGCACAGCGCUUCACCUGGCCACGGAGAUGGAGGAGCUGGGCUUGGUGACCCAUCUGGUCACCAAGCUCCGUGCCAACGUGAACGCACGCACCUUUGCGGGAAACACACCCCUACACCUAGCAGCUGGACUGGGGUCCCCGACCCUCACCCGCCUCCUCCUGAAGGCUGGUGCUGACAUCCAUGCUGAGAACGAGGAGCCCCUGUGCCCGCUGCCUUCGCCUCCCACCUCUGGGAGCGACUCAGAUUCUGAGGAGCCUGAGCGGGACACCCGAAGCAGCUUCCGUGGCCACACACCGAUCGACCUCACUCGCAGCACCAAGGUGAAGACGUUGCUGCUAAAUGCUGCUCAGGACACCAUGGCGCUGCCCCUGACCCCGCCCAGCCCUGCAGGGCCAGAGCUGCCCCUUGAGGAUACCGCCCUGCAGAACCUGGAGCAUCUGCUGGACGGGCCCGGGGCUCAGGGCAGCUGGGCGGAGCUGGCAGAGCGGCUGGGGCUGCGCAGUCUGGUGGACACGUACCGAAAGACAGCCUCGCCCAGUGGCAGCCUCCUCCGCAGUUACAAGCUGGCAGGUGGGGACUUGGCAGGCCUCCUGGAAGCUCUGUCUGACAUGGGCCUAGACGAGGGAGUGAGGCUGCUGAGGGGCCCCGAGGCCCAAGACAAACUGCCCAGCACAGAAGUGAAAGAGGACAGUGCCUAUGGGAGCCAGUCGGUGGAUCAGGAGGCCGAGAAGCUAGGCCCAUCGCCGGAGCCACCAGGAGGACUCUGCCAUGGGCACCCGCAGCCUCAGGUGCACUGA
Molecule: messenger RNA, 2703 nt
Organism: Pipistrellus nathusii (Nathusius's pipistrelle)
Lineage: Eukaryota; Metazoa; Chordata; Mammalia; Chiroptera; Vespertilionidae
Source: the annotation of a GenBank genome assembly